UAUCGUAUUGGGUGAAUUUUCCCACAAUAGAAAAUAGAAUUACACGUUGGUUUUAGCAAAAUUUAGAGAAGAAGACAACUGAAGCACCGACCGACACAAGUUUUGGAUCUCAAAUUGUGUCUGCGCCGGCGUUGUUUGGAACACUCUGAACAAGAUAGGAUCUUUGAGAUCUCUUGCCAAUUUCUGGCUUUAUGCUCAAGAAAAAUCGAAACUUUGGAAAAAGUUCUGUAGAGUGGGAUGGUUUUUGGAACUUGGGAGAGGUUAAUGAACUGGAUCUAAAUAGGUCCAAGCUUGUCAUGCAGCUGGGAAAAAGAAAAGGUUUAAUAUACAGUUAUUAGAAACAUCAAAGUUUCUUUUGUGUUUUGUCGAACAAGGAGAUGAUGCGGUACAAAGAGGAGAAAGAGGUGAAGAAGGAAGCUUUCAGGAAGUAUUUGGAGUCCAGUGGAGUUCUUGAUUCUCUUACCAAAGUUCUGGUUUCUCUGUAUGAGCAGAAUGACAAGCCUUCCUCUGCUUUAGACUCCUCAGGUUAUUUUUCGGUGAUUUUCUUCAGAUUCAUUCAACAAAAGCUAGGUGGUCCUUCUGUCUCUGACUAUGAAAAGCUUCAAGCUGAGAAGUCUGAUCUUCAAAUAAAGUACAAUGAGCUUUUGGCUAAACAUCAGGAAACCCUGAGAGAGUUAAAUGGAGUGAAGAGCUUGCAUUCGCGAAACUCUUCAAAAGAUGAUGCAGACAGAGAGACCCUUGAAGCCGAACACUCGACCCUUGUCCCUCCUCACCAUUAAAUGUGCCCUUACUGUAUAUGUAAUUCCCAUUGUUUCGAUCUCCGUUUACGCAUUUACGGCAGCAACAGAAAGAAAAAAAGAACAAAACAAAACCACGCAUAGAUGAGUUUUCCCGGCAACAAUGAUCAUUUAUUUGUUUAAAUCUCCAUUUGCUCUCUUUCAUUCAUCUACAUCACCAGUGUUUUGGAGUUUUAACGUUAUAAAUUCUUCGGUUAACAGUA
Messenger RNA from Arabidopsis lyrata subsp. lyrata, 1000 nucleotides. RefSeq names its product C-Myc-binding protein homolog. The coding region runs from base 378 to 779 and encodes 133 amino acids. The record is from RefSeq and is a predicted model, not a curated record. The transcript is spliced from 7 exons. Gene Ontology annotation, molecular function: transcription coactivator activity. Gene Ontology annotation, cellular component: nucleus. Gene Ontology annotation, biological process: regulation of DNA-templated transcription. Lineage: Eukaryota; Viridiplantae; Streptophyta; Magnoliopsida; Brassicales; Brassicaceae.